Arctia plantaginis is the source of this 495-nucleotide messenger RNA. Lineage: Eukaryota; Metazoa; Arthropoda; Insecta; Lepidoptera; Erebidae. The record is from the annotation of a GenBank genome assembly.
AUGUUCCUGCUUAUAUCUGGUGUCAAAAGCUAUAUCUUGAACAAUGAAUUAGUAUUAAGAGAUUUUCAGAAUGAAGACGUUGAACAAUUGGAAAUAGUACCUUUACAAAGUUCUCAUAAUAUAGUCGGUACUAAAGAAGUUGUAAAGAUGGUGACGAACCCAGUAACCGAUGACGUUGUUGAUAUAAACAACGCUUCGUAUAUUGACACUGAUUCCUCCAAUGUUUUAGUUGUCGCCAAUAGAACACCUGUUUCAUCCAUAAGAAGAAAUUUCCUAACAAACUUAAUGUUCAAAGGUAUUAGAGCAAUCUCAUGGCGCCUUCUUAAAUUUAUCGUCUGUAAUAUAUUUGCUACGCCUGUGGCUUGUACUGUCAUGAAUGUGUUAAGUGACGAAGAAGAAGGUGGUUUAACUACACCAGAAGGAGUCGCCAGAGGAUUACGUUUCAUAGAAAAUGUUAUAGAAAUUUAUCAUUCUGCACAAAAACGUUCAACGUGA